Molecule: messenger RNA, 1974 nt
Organism: Acanthaster planci (crown-of-thorns starfish)
Lineage: Eukaryota; Metazoa; Echinodermata; Asteroidea; Valvatida; Acanthasteridae
Biological process (GO): regulation of DNA-templated transcription
Molecular function (GO): DNA-binding transcription factor activity; sequence-specific DNA binding
Source: RefSeq, a predicted model, not a curated record
GUUUGAAUUUUCAUAACGCUUUGGGCGCACACACAUACUGUUUGUUCUUGCGCAUCCUGUCGGAUAUUCGAAUCGACCAUCAUGAGUUGUUCUAAUUCUUCCAGCCUUUGUGCCACUUCGUGUCCAAUAAACUCGAACACCUUCCCUGGAAAGUUGUGGAAGCUGGUGAAUGGAGGACGAUUCCAGUCCAUCGGUUGGAGCAAUGGUGGAAGCUGUAUAGCAAUAAACGGCACAACCUUCAAAAAUGAGGUUCUCUACAAUGAUGAAUUCAGUGUCUUCAAAACACAGAACUUUUCUAGUUUUGUGCGACAACUCAAUCUGUAUGGUUUCCGCAAACUUGCUGCCGUUUCCUCGAAGGACAGCAUGUCAGGGGAGGACAUUCAUCACUUUCAGAAUCCCUACUUUAACCGCAACCGACCAGAACUGUUGGGCCACGUUCGUCGGGCCAGUAGUCGCCGUCGAGGCAACAGUGAGAACUCUGAGAGCUCUUACUUUACGACCACUCCUUAUCGCUUUAGCUCAGCCUGUUCUUCUACGGGCUAUCCACAGACGUUGUUCCACCAUCAGGGACUCACGUAUGCUCCAGUCAAGCAUCAUAUCCCACACACCAGACCUCUCCAAGAUAUCAAUCGCUUCAGCCCGUAUGUCCGACCGCACUCCUACGGCUUUGGUCCAGGGCAAGAAUGUUAUGGCCGGACAUGGGAGGCUGGUGGAAGUGUACAGGGGCUUACAUUAAUUGCAAACACGGUGAGCGGCUCACUCACAGCUACUUGCCCAUCACAACCUAAACUAGUCGACUUUCCCUCCCUGUACAACCAAGAAGGACAGCUGAGAAAAUUUGUUGUGAUACAGGAUGACUUUGGCCAAGUGUUUCGAAGGUCAAAUCAUGAUAGCCAUUCUCUGCCAGGAAGAAAUGGACUCCUCUUGUCCCACAGCUGUGACCCUAUGAUGUGUGCUGUGGCGCAGCCUAGUCCGCCUCACCAGGCACUACCUCAGACAUUCAUCGUCUCUCCUCCUUCUGAACAUCAAUCCCAAAGGCCGACACAGAAACCCACUCACCAGGUAAUCCAGUCUCCCGUCAAAUCACCUUCAAAAGUAUAUACCGAGCUCUCAUCUGUGACGUCUGCCAAGGCACCAACGUGUGACUCCUAUCAGAUGAGAACAACAGUGAUUACAUCUCUUCCAAUGCCAGCAAGUUGUGGCACCAUUGGUGCACUGUGUAGCACCACCGAUAAAAAAGUGCCCUCCUCUCUUGCUACUUAAUUAAACGUUGCAUAUAAUAAAGAUACUGCAAAGUGAGUUUUUCGAAUAGCAUUUGUAAUUCAUUCAAGUUACCAAACGCUUUAUGCAUGUCCUCUGCAGUAUCAAGCAUUAAUGUAAAGGCUAUGCAUUCGUUUUUGGUUGUUUUUGAAUUGCCGUAAAUUAAGAUGUUUCUUUGUGAAAGUUUAGAUUCAGCCUUAUGAUCUUUGCGAGUGAAAAUAUUGAUCUGGACAUUUUCGUUUUUGCAGAAAAAUCCAGUCACUUUAAAUCGAUCUCUGAAAUGACGUUUCAUUAUUGUCCGUAGCUGUGUUUAGAAGAAAAUUUCGUGUUUCUGCUUAAGUUCACGAAAAAGUGUUUUGAAUAAAGUAAAGUUAAAAUCAUUUAUUGAAACAAGAAAUUGUAUAAUUACAGUUAUGAGGUUAACUUGGAAUAGAAAAAUAGAGAAUGGCGCUUGAAGACAGAUAACUAUAGAAGAAUAAUAGUUUGCAUGUGAGUUUUUGAGUGAUUUUAUCACAACUAAUAUCCCCCAUUUUGUGUUUGUUUGUGUUAUACUCCCUUUAAAGACUACAGGUGUGAUUGAUUCUUCACCCACGACCUCGUAAAAAAGUUUAUUAAGAGUGUAAAUGACUUUUUCCUGGGAAACGUAAAUUGAAUUGACGUGGUUUUAAAAUUGAAUAAUUAUUCGUUGGGUACAAUAAAUACAAAAUUGAUUGU